Messenger RNA from Necator americanus (New World hookworm), 6564 nucleotides. RefSeq lists its product as uncharacterized. The transcript has 51 exons. The record is from RefSeq and is a predicted model, not a curated record. Gene Ontology annotation, molecular function: iron ion binding; glutamate synthase (NADH) activity; FMN binding. The coding region runs from base 1 to 6564 and encodes 2187 amino acids. Gene Ontology annotation, biological process: ammonia assimilation cycle. Lineage: Eukaryota; Metazoa; Nematoda; Chromadorea; Rhabditida; Ancylostomatidae.
AUGGUGACGGAUUGGCCCAACAUGGUUAUUCUGAGCAAGGAGCAACUCGAGGUCGCUGCCAACGAGGGCCUCUGGCUUCCACAACUCGAGCGGGACGGUUGCGGUGUAGGCUUCGUGGUUUCUAUCAAAGGCAUAAAGACUCAUAAGAUUCUCUGCGAGGCGCGAACGAUGUUAGAGAGAAUGGCUCAUAGAGGAGCGUGUGCUUGCGACAACGACUCCGGAGAUGGUGCAGGCGUCCUCACUGCGAUUCCCGAUCUCAUGUACAGAAAAAGUGUAAAACAACAGGAUAAUGUGGAUCUUCCUCCGGUCGGUCAGUAUGCGACUGGGAUUUUGUUUCUUAAUGAGGAUUCCUACAAGCAAGCCAAGGAAGCGUUUGGUGAUUUGGCUCGAGCAUGCAACGUUCGUGUGAUCACUUGGCGGAAGUUGAGUACGAAUCGCGAAUCGCUUGGCGCGGAGGCAAAGAAGACGGAGCCGCUGAUGCGUCAGGUGUUUGUGACUGCUGACUAUGUGAAGGAGGAUCCGGAACGAUUUGAACGUAACAUCUAUUUGCUUCGAAAGCAAGCUGUCAACAAUAUGGCCAAGCAAAGUGUUGACUGCUAUAUUUGUUCGCUAAGUACAACAACCAUUGUCUACAAGGGUCAAUUUAAUACUCAUCAGCUGUACCUCUACUAUGAUGAUCUAAGAAAUGCUGAAUUUGUCACUCAUAUUGCUGUCGUACAUUCACGAUUUUCUACUAACACGUUGCCGAGCUGGAGCCGAGCUCAACCUAACAGAAUGGUAGCUCAUAAUGGUGAAAUCAACACCCUACGUGGUAAUAUCAAUUUGAUGCGAGCUCGUGAGGGUGUGAUGUCGAGCACAUUGUAUAAAGACGACCUAAUGAAACUUUAUCCUGUUGUCGAAGAGGGUCUCACCGAUUCUGGAUGCUUUGAUAACGUAUGCGAAUUCCUUGUCAAGGCAGGGCAACGAUCAUUGCCCGAGGCAGCAAUGACGAUGGUGCCGGAAGCAUGGGAGAAGGAUGAGGAAAUGGAUCAUGACAAGAGAGCAUUUUACCGUUGGGCAGCAAUGGCAAUGGAACCGUGGGAUGGACCUGCUCUAUUGGCAUUUUGCGAUGGUCGUUACGUGGGUGCGAUUCUGGACCGGAACGGACUUCGUCCUGCCCGUUACUAUCUAACUGCAGACGAUCACCUUUACCUGUCAUCCGAAGUGGGAGUCAACGAUCACGAUGAGGAAUCGAUUGUAAAAAAGGAUCGUCUGAAGCCUGGACGAAUGCUCUUGGUGGACACCUAUGAAAAGAAAAUCGAACAGGAUGAAGACCUAAAGAGACGCAUUUCCCAAUCAAGACCACACAAGAAGCUUACGUCUAAAAGAGUUUAUUUGGACCUUCUUCGCAAAGAUGACGUUCUCUCACAUGGUGCAGUGACGAACGAAUUUUUGAUAAAAUGCCAUCUGGAGGCGCUUGGAAUUGAGAGCACAAAGAAAAAAGAUGUGCAUCUGGACUCUGAUCGACGUUUGCCGCUGUAUGCCUAUACUCAUGACACGUUCAGUCUCUUACUUGUUCCGAUGAUUAAGGAGAAGAAAGAAGCUCUUGGAUCCAUGGGUAAUGAUGCAGCUCUGGCUUGCCUUUCCGACUUCAGUCCGCUGUUAUUUUCCUACUGUCAGCAACUUUUCGCUCAGGUGACUAAUCCACCGAUCGAUCCAUUCCGAGAGCAGAUCGUCAUGAGCCUCAGAUGUCCGGUUGGACCCGAAUCAAAUCUCCUGGAGCCGAAUAAUGAGUUAGACAGCCGUCUUGUUCUCGAACAGCCUGUACUUUCACUUGUGGACAUAGAGGUGAUCAAACGAACUAUGUACAAGGGCUGGCGUAGCAAGACCAUCGACACCACCUUCCCGGUGAGAUACGGAGUGAAAGGCCUUGUACCAGGACUGGAUCGAAUCUGCUGCGAAGCUUGCACAGCCGCACUGGAUGGAUACCAAAUCCUUGUGCUAUCAGACAGAGCAGCCAGUAAAGAUAAUGUGCCAAUAUCGUCACUUUUAGCAGUUGGCGCAAUCCACCAAUGUCUUAUUCGACACCGAUUGAGAAUGAAGGUCGCCAUCAUUGUGGAAACCGGAGAAGCCAAGGUUGUCCAUGAUUUCUGUGUCCUGCUAGGAUUCGGAGCUGAUGCAAUAUGUCCGUAUAUGGUGUUCGAGACGAUGUAUCGUCUUCGUCAUCUUGGUCUACUCGACAAAGAGUUGAAUGACGACCUGGUGUUCCAAGGCUAUCGUCAAGGAGUCGAACGUGGUGUUUUCAAAGUAAUGGCUAAAAUGGGCAUAAGCACCUUACAUUCGUACAAGCACGCUCAAAUCUUCGAAAUUGUUGGAUUAGCAAAGGAAGUGGUGGAUAUGUGCUUCAAGAACACCGUUUCGCGACUAGGUGGCGCCACAUUUGAGAUCCUUGCGGCUGAAGCGUUGAAGCGUCACAGGGCUGCGUUCCCAGUAAUUGCGAAUGCGGAUAAGCACGUCUUUGGCGAUUCUCGUGUGCUUGUCGCAUCAGGUACAUAUCACUGGAGAGCCGGAGGUGAGAAGCACGUCAACGAGCCAGAGGCUAUAGCCAAGCUGCAGGCAGCAACACGUAUGAAUAAUCCGAAGAUCUUCCACGAGUACUCGCGCAUAUCCAAUCUUCAGCAGAGAUGGUGUACGCUUAGAGGCCAACUUGAAAUAAAGACAAGCAACAAACUUGAAAUCCCUAUGAAUCAAGUAGAACCUGCAAGCGAAAUUGUGAAACGAUUUGUUACGGGAGCGAUGUCGUUCGGAUCAAUUUCUUGGGAAACACACACAACGCUCGCGAUUGCUAUGAAUCGCAUUGGAGCGAAAUCUAAUACGGGAGAAGGUGGAGAGAAUCCGAAACGAUAUGCAAGUAACCAGGAUGUGAACAAUAAUCUGCGAUCGGCUAUCAAGCAGGUCGCUUCUGCUCGAUUCGGUGUCACUUCUUCGUAUUUGGCACAUGCUGAUGAAUUACAGAUUAAGAUGGCUCAAGGUGCUAAACCGGGAGAAGGUGGAGAACUGCCCGGUCAUAAAGUAACCAAGGAUAUCGCAGAGACAAGAAAGUCAACAGCGGGAGUAGGACUGAUCUCACCACCACCGCACCAUGAUAUCUACUCUAUUGAAGAUCUCGCACAACUAAUCUAUGAUCUCAAAUGUGCUAAUCCCGAAGCGAGAGUGAGCGUGAAACUCGUCUCCGAGGCGGGCGUUGGCAUCAUUGCGUCGGGUGUAGUGAAAGGAAAUGCGGACCACGUCACGAUCUCAGGUCACGAUGGCGGCACUGGUGCUUCUAGUUGGACUGGUAUCAAGCAUGCUGGGCUACCGUGGGAACUUGGUGUAGCUGAGACUCACCAAGUCCUUACGAUGAAUAACCUCAGGAGCAGGGUGAUUCUCCAGGCUGAUGGACAAAUUCGAACAGGCCGUGAUGUCAUGAUAGCUGCUUUACUCGGAGCUGAUGAGUUCGGCAUGUCCACUGCACCUCUGAUAGUUCUUGGGUGUACCAUGAUGAGAAAGUGCCACCUUAAUACCUGCCCUGUUGGGAUAGCCACGCAGGAUCCUGUUCUGCGCGCCAAAUUUCAAGGAAAACCAGAACACGUUGUGAAUUUUAUGUUCAUGGUAGCUGAAGAGGUUCGCUAUUUCCUCGCUAGGUUAGGCCUCAGAACUCUCAAUGAAGCAAUUGGACGCACGGAUCUUCUGUACGCAAAUCCCAACCCUGUCAAUAAAAAGGCAACUAUGCUCGAAUUCGGAUCGAUCUUAAAGAACGUCCAUCAUAUGUUCCCUAAUAUAUCCACCAAAGGUGGCACAGUCAAGCAGACCAUCGAACUUGGUGAACUGGAACAGGAAGUGCUCAAACAUCUUGAAAAAGUGUUCGCUGAUCCUGGAGAAAGACUGGAGAUUUCCGGGAAGACCAUUACCAACUUGGAUCGUGCAUUUGGAACGAGAAUUAGCUACGAGAUCUCAAAGCGUUACGGUGAAGAAGGGCUCAGCGGCACAAGAUCCAUAAAAAUCAGCCUGAAUGGUUCCGCUGGUCAGUCAUUCUGUGCGUUCUUAGCUAAAGGUGUCACAGUGGAAUUGGAGGGAGACGCAAACGACUACGUCGGAAAGUGUCUUUCUGGAGGCACUGUGAUUGCGUAUCCUCCAAAGAAGGCUGUCUACAAGUCGCAGGAGAACUCUAUUAUUGGAAACGUUGCACUUUACGGUGCCACAUCUGGUAACUGUUGGUUCCGUGGAGUAGCUGGUGAGCGCUUCGCUGUGAGAAAUUCAGGAUGCAUCGCUGUGGUUGAAGGUGUUGGUGACCACGCAUGUGAAUACAUGACCGGAGGAAGAGUAAUUGUGUUGGGAGGAAUUGGAAGAAACUUUGCCGCAGCAAUGAGCGGCGGAAUAGCUUUCCUCUUUAAUCAGGGCGAUCCGUUUACACAACGUAUCAAUGUGGCAACGGUGGAUCUGGAUCCACCCAGCGACGAAGACCUCGUCUUCAUUCGUGAAAGAAUCCAAAACUUCGUGGAACUGACUGGCUCCGAGCUUGGCCAACACAUUCUCGACAACUGGCAGACAGAACAUGCGAAAAUCAUUAAGGUGUUUCCACGUGAUUACAAGCGAGUUUUGCUUGAAGAAGAAGAGGAGAACAAACGUAUUGCUGAACAGAAAGCUGCUGAGGCGAAGGGUGAUGAUGGUGAACCGGAAGGCCGUCCUCGAGAACGCGCUCUCUCCAUGGAUAUGCAAAUCGCUCCGACCCUCAUUCACAAGAAGAAAAUGUUGACGAAGAAGAAGAACGUAGCUCAACGCAAGCGGAGGUCCUCAAAAAAUCCUCGGCCUCAGGACAUGGCCGGAUUUGAGAAUGAGGAAGAUCUACAGGAUGCUAUCGAAGAUAAUGACGAAGAUGAAACAAAGUCUGACAAUGAUGAGGAGCUGUUGUCUGACGACGAGACACUGCAAAGCAACGAUUUUCUGCGAAAUAUCAACAAUCGUCUACUUGAUAUUGAAAAUAUCGUUGUGCCUCCUCAUCUGAAGAAGAACGAUGAGCCACUCGACAAACUUCAUGGUUUCAUGAAGUACAACCGCCAGAAGAAGAUCUAUCGUGCGCCCGAGGAGCGUCUCCAAGAUUGGGACGAAGUGUACGAUUUUGAAGCGGUUCGCAGUAAUAUUCGUGAACAAGCAGCAAGAUGCAUGGAUUGUGGCGUUCCGUUCUGUCAAGGGAAUACCGGCUGUCCUCUUGGCAACAUUAUCCCGAAGUGGAAUGACUACGUGUUUAAGAAGAACUGGCGCCAAGCGCUUGAACAACUUCUCCAAACCAAUAACUUUCCAGAGUUCACUGGAAGAGUGUGCCCAGCGCCUUGCGAGGGAGCCUGUUGUUUGGCAAUCAGCUCACCUGCUGUCACCAUCAAAUCAAUCGAAUGUGCGAUUAUCGACUAUGCGUUUAUGCAAGGAUGGAUCAGGGCGCAUCCACCUACGGAGAACACUGGAAAACGCAUAGCAAUAAUUGGCUCUGGGCCUGCUGGAAUGGCUGCAGCCGCUCAACUAAUCAAAGUAGGCCACACAGUUGUUGUGUACGAACGGAAAAACCGUGUUGGUGGCCUCUUGAGAUAUGGAAUUCCUACAAUGAAGCUUGAUAAAUUCAUUGUGGAUCGCCGAGUGAAACUUCUCGAAGACGAAGGUGUUCGGUUUCUGACGAACACUGAGAUUGGAAAGCAUGUACCAGCCGACUUUCUGUUGAAGGAUAACGACGCCAUUAUUGUGUGCACUGGAUCCACUACUCCUCGAGAUCUUCCUGUAAGCGGCCGCGACGCCAAAGGUGUGUGUUUUGCUAUGGAGUUCCUCGAAAAGAGUCAACGUCGUCUUGCCGGCGAUAACGUUCCGUGGGAAGGUCUAGAUCCUUCUGGGAAGCGGGUUGUUAUUCUUGGAGGAGGCGACACAGCUACUGACUGCAUUGCCACCAGUAACCGAUUGGGAGCAAAAUCUGUAAGAGCUUUUGAGAUCCUUCCCAAACCCGCUGAAUCCCGUAUGCCUAACAAUCCAUGGCCAGAAUGGCCGUUGAUCUUCCGCGUCGAUUACGGACAUGAAGAGGCGAAGUACAAAGACGGAAAAGAUCCUCGGACAUAUUCGAUAUCGACAAAGGAAUUUAUCGCUGCUGAGAACUCUGCUGGUGUUAAGGUGCUUACAGGUCUUCAGAUCGUUGAGGUGGAGUGGGAGAAAGACGAGAAGGGAGCGUGGAAGCUGAUCGAGAAACCAGACACUAUUCAAGUAGUCGAGUGUGAUCUCUGUAUCCUUGCAAUGGGAUUCGUCGGUCCUGAGAAGGCUGUCAUUGAACAGUUAGGCUUGAAAAUGGAUCCACGAUCAAACAUUCUUACUUCCAAGGAUAAGUAUGAUUCGGAAGUUGCAAAGGUGUUUGCUGCUGGUGAUUGUCGACGAGGUCAAUCCUUGGUAGUAUGGGCUAUCCACGAAGGAAGACAAGCAGCUCGACAGGUCGACAAAUACCUUAUGGGUAAGACGACGUUAGCUGGCCCUGGUGGAAUCGUAACGGCUCCGAUGGCCCACCACGGUCACCGCUAG